AUGCGUUCCGAGCCGCAGCUUCGUUCCACCAAGGAGUCUGUAAACCUGGCAAGAAGGCAUGCUGCCGUCCUGGUGGCCCUCUUGAUCGUAGUGAUGGGUGUAAUUGUGGCCUUUGCGCAAAAGACAUUUCUGUUGGAAAAGCAGAACGCAGAUCUGAAAUCACUGGUCCAAGAGUUGUCAAAGCGCAUGGACAAAGCAACAUUCUCGACGGUGGAAAUCUGGCAGCAGCAAAUGACCCACAAGCUGGCAACGGAACAUGAAAACUUCAAGAAACACCAGAAGGCUACAGACAAGCUCGCUACUAAAGCGGAACGGUUGGUGGAGGCGAAUAGAGAUCUCACAGUUGUCGUGGCCGAUAUUGGCAAACGAGUGAGCUCCUUGACCGGGCAGAUGCAUGGUGUGACUGAACGGGUGAAUUCCUUUGCCGAACAACUGCGCCAAUUGAUGCGCCUUCUAGGAUGGAACCUCUGGUAG
Molecule: messenger RNA, 474 nt
Organism: Seminavis robusta
Lineage: Eukaryota; Bacillariophyta; Bacillariophyceae; Naviculales; Naviculaceae
Source: the annotation of a GenBank genome assembly